GGAUGUAGAGUUUUAUAUCCGGAUUGUUAGCGCGGACGCAGAUACCAGUUUUCCCCUACGCGCUCUGCACAUGCGCUGCGGGUUUUUCCUUCUUCCACUUCCACUGUAUUUCCCUGUCCAGGGAGCCGCCGCCACCGCCGCGGAGGAGUCGGGAAGUUCAAGAUGGCCGCUGCAGAGACUCAGGCGUUGCGAGAGCAGCCAGAGAUAGAAGAUGCUGAUAAUUCUGAAAAGAGUAUAAAUGAAGAAAAUGGAGAAGUAUCAGAAGACCAGUCUCAAAAUAAACAUAGUCGUCACAAAAAAAAGAAACAUAAACACAGAAGUAAACAUAAGAAACAUAAACAUUCCUCAGAAGAAGACAAAGAUAAAAAACAUAAACAUAAACAUAAACAUAAGAAGCACAAAAGAAAAGAAGUUAUUGAUGCUUCUGACAAAGAAGGUAUGUCUCCAGCAAAAAGAACUAAACUUGAUGAUUUAGCUUUGCUAGAAGACUUGGAAAAACAGAGAGCCUUGAUUAAAGCUGAACUUGAUAAUGAAUUAAUGGAGGGAAAGGUCCAGUCUGGGAUGGGGCUUAUUUUACAAGGUUAUGAGUCUGGCUCUGAAGAAGAAGGGGAGAUUCACGAAAAGGCAAGAAAUGGAAAUAGAUCUAGUACUAAAUCUUCAAGUACAAAGGGGAAACUUGAACUUAUGGACAAUAAAAAUAGUACAAAAAAACGAAGUAAAAGCAGAUCCAAAGAACGGACUAGACAUAGGUCUGAUAAAAAGAAAAGUAAGGCAGGUAUUGAAAUCAUUAAAGAGAAAACAACUAGAAGCAAGUCAAAGGAGAGGAAAAAGUCCAAAAGCCCAUCCAAAAGAAGUAAAUCACAAGAUCAAGCCAGAAAAUCAAAGUCCCCUACCCUUCGACGUCGAUCUCAAGAAAAAAUUGGAAAGGCUAGAUCUCCUACUGAUGAGAAAAUUAAAAUUGAAGAUAAAAGUAAGAUGAAAGAUAGAAAAAAAUCCCCAAUUGUCAAUGAAAGUAGAAGUCGUGAUCGAGGUAAAAAGUCCAGAUCCCCAGUUGACUUCAGCAGUAAAUCCAAAGAUAGAAGGUCAAGGUCCAAAGAGAGGAAAUCGAAAAGAUCUGAAACUGAUAAAGAAAAAAAGCCAAUAAAAUCUCCUUCUAAGGAUGCUUCCUCUGGAAAAGAAAACAGGUCACCCAGUAGAAGACCUGGUCGUAGUCCUAAAAGAAGAAGUUUGUCUCCAAAACAACGGGAUAAAUCAAGAAGAAGUCGAUCUCCACUUCUAAAUGAUAGAAGAUCUAAGCAGAGCAAAUCACCAUCUCGAACUCUGUCUCCUGGAAGAAGAGCCAAGAGCCGAUCCUUGGAUAGAAAGCGAAGAGAACCAGAGAGAAGACGACUUUCUUCUCCAAGAACACGACCUCGAGAUGAUAUACUGAGUAGACGUGAAAGAUCAAAAGAUGCCAGCCCAAUCAAUAGGUGGUCUCCAUCCCGAAGAAGAACAAGUAGAUCUCCCAUUAGAAGGAGGUCCCGUUCUCCACUAAGACGUAGCAGGUCUCCAAGAAGAAGAAGCAGGUCUCCCCGGAGGAGGGAUAGAGGUCGGAGGAGCAGAUCACGCUUGAGAAGGAGAUCUCGAUCACGGGGUGGUCGUAGACGAAGGAGCAGAAGCAAAGUAAAAGAAGACAAAUUUAAAGGAAGUCUUUCAGAAGGAAUGAAGGUUGAGCAAGAGUCUUCAUCUGAUGAUAACCUUGAAGAUUUUGAUGUGGAGGAAGAAGAUGAGGAAGCUCUAAUAGAACAGAGAAGAAUACAAAGGCAGGCAAUUGUUCAGAAAUAUAAGUAUCUUGCUGAAGACAGCAAUAUAUCUGUGCCAUCUGAACCAAGCAGUCCCCAAAGCAGUACCAGAACACGGUCACCUUCUCCAGAUGAUAUCCUAGAGAGGGUAGCUGCUGAUGUCAAAGAGUAUGAACGGGAAAAUGUUGAUACGUUUGAAGCUUCAGUGAAAGCGAAGCAUAAUCUAAUGACAGUUGAACAGAAUAACGGUUCAUCUCAGAAGAAGCUGUUAGCACCUGAUAUGUUUACAGAAUCUGAUGAUAUGUUCGCUGCAUAUUUUGAUAGUGCUCGUCUUCGAGCUGCUGGCAUUGGAAAAGAUUUCAAAGAGAAUCCUAACCUCAGAGAUAACUGGACUGAUGCUGAAGGCUAUUAUCGUGUGAACAUAGGUGAAGUCCUAGAUAAGCGUUACAAUGUAUAUGGCUACACUGGGCAAGGUGUAUUCAGUAAUGUUGUAAGAGCCAGAGAUAAUGCAAGAGCCAAUCAAGAAGUGGCUGUAAAGAUCAUCAGAAACAAUGAGCUCAUGCAAAAGACUGGUUUGAAAGAACUAGAGUUCUUGAAAAAACUUAAUGAUGCUGAUCCUGAUGACAAAUUUCAUUGUCUUCGACUCUUCAGACACUUUUAUCAUAAGCAGCAUCUCUGUCUCGUGUUUGAGCCUCUCAGUAUGAAUUUACGAGAAGUAUUAAAAAAGUAUGGUAAAGAUGUUGGUCUUCACAUUAAAGCUGUCAGGUCCUAUAGCCAACAGUUGUUCCUGGCAUUGAAACUUCUUAAAAGAUGCAAUAUCCUGCAUGCCGACAUUAAGCCAGACAAUAUCCUGGUUAAUGAAUCAAAAACCAUUCUAAAGCUUUGCGACUUUGGGUCGGCUUCCCAUGUUGCGGAUAAUGACAUAACGCCGUAUCUUGUCAGUAGAUUUUAUCGUGCUCCUGAGAUCAUUAUAGGCAAAAGCUAUGACUAUGGUAUAGACAUGUGGUCUGUAGGUUGUACCUUAUAUGAACUCUAUACUGGAAAAAUUUUGUUUCCUGGCAAAACAAAUAACCAUAUGUUGAAGCUUGCCAUGGAUCUCAAAGGAAAGAUGCCAAAUAAGAUGAUUCGGAAAGGUGUAUUUAAAGACCAACAUUUUGAUCAAAACCUCAACUUCAUGUAUACAGAAGUCGAUAAAGUAACAGAGAGGGAGAAAGUUACUGUCAUGAGCACCAUUAACCCAACUAAGGACCUGUUGGCUGAUUUGAUUGGGUGCCAGCGACUUCCUGAAGACCAACGUAAAAAAGUACACCAGCUAAAGGACUUGUUGGACCAGAUUCUAAUGUUGGACCCAGCCAAACGAAUUAGCAUCAACCAGGCCCUACAGCAUGCAUUCAUCCAGGAAAAAAUUUAAAAUGAGAUGAAGAAACUCCAAGGGUUUGAGUAAUUAAAUACAAAGACUGAAGAAAUUUCACAGCAGUUUAUUAUUAAUGUAUAUAAACUUAUAAAUAUAUUUCUCCAGCAAAUUUGAGGAAGCAUGAUAUAUUUGAAUUAACACCAAGGGUGAUACUCCUUUUAGAAAUGCUAGUUAAUUGUUUUGUGUCUUAUGUGAAAUUUCACUAUUGAACUGUUUAAUUGGCAAGACUGCACAAAGUUACAGUACUAAUGUAUAUGGUUGCAGUUCCCAUAAAAGACAAAAGCAUCUGUUUCGAGUAGUAAUAUUGGGUGGUUGAUUUGUUAGCAGACUUGGCUUCAUUUUGGUCUUCGGAUACAAUGGCCAGCAUAAAUGCUGUUUAUAUUCACGUUUUCCUAGGUGUGUGUGUGCAGGCCACAGCAGCAUGCCCUUGGUGUAGUCAGUGCCGAAGGGGGUCUGUUCCUUCUUGAGCCUGCCUGCAGGGAUGGUCUCCUCUUUUAAAGCAGGUUGUGUACAACAUUCAGUACACUGAAGGUAAGCUAAACCAUCAACAUCACUGGUGUUUUAAGAUGUUAUUUUAUUGGAAUAAUAAUUGACAAAUGAGGGAUAUUAGCUUUGUGGCAGAAUUCCCUGCAUGUUUGAUAACUGAUCUUGUUUUAUUUUUUUGGCAUUGCAACUGUGGCAUACUUACAAUUUCUGUUCUGUUCAUCACAUGUAAAAUUUGAAGAGUACGCGCUUGAUGGGUAGAGCGCCUUCAGUGUACUGUUUCUUAUUUCCUUUUUUAAAAUCAACUUGCUAUAGACUUUCUAUACAUUUUGUUAAAUACAGUUCCUAGCAACAUAGAAACAAUGCAGUUUUCAUUUACUAAUUACAAAUGUUGAGGCCUGCUUCUGAAAGUCCUCAUAUUUAAAGGUUAGAUAGACAACAUAAUGAAAUUUUUAACUAUUUGUAUGUCAUUUUUGAAAGUGUACUGCUUUAUGGUAAAAAUGUUUUUCAUUUGUUCAUUGUUUUCAUUAUUUGUGAUCAUGUUGUCUUUCGAUACAGGCAUAAACCUUCCACUCUUGAACAAAGCAGCUGCUUUUUAAAAGCGGUAAUUGCUUCUUUACCUUUUAUUUCUUUUGUAAAUGAAGCUUUUCUUUAAAAAUGUGACUUUGAAGUGUUGUCUAUUGCAUAAAACAGUUGACACUCACUGUAAAGUGAAGAUUGUUCCUCUGCAUGUGGUGGACCAUGCAGGUUUCUGUAUGUUCUCAGUAUGCAUCACUAGAUAAUAAAGGCUUUUGUGAACAAGGCAUUUGUAGCCAUUUUUAAAAGAUUUUUGUCUUCAGUGCUGGUAAGUCAGGUAAACUGUAAAUAGUUAAAAGUAACCUUUAUCGUUCUCCUGAAAGUAACUGAAAGUAUUAUUUCUUAAAGACAUAGAUCUGGCCAAAAUUUAUCAUUUUAUUAAUAAUUAGGGUCCUAUACUUAUUUCAUCCCAAAAUAAGUCCUACAGAUAUUGUCAGCUUACAGUUUAGUGAGAUUAUUCCUGUAGGUUACAGGGUAUCAUUCAGGAUUUAACUAAUGUUUCUGCUAUUUUCUCACUUUUCCUUUUGAUGGUGCGGAAAGAGAAAAAGGAAAACGGGGCACAGGCCAUUCGACGCCUUCUCCAAGGGGUCUGAUUUGCUGAGACACCAGCUUCACCUUCUUAACAAGGUUAUUUCUGACAGCAUGUGUAGAUAAACAUUUAGCAACAAUUUUAAACAAAAUCAUGUAAAUCAGCUUGGUUUUGCAACACAAAGGAUUUCAUAUUUUUACCAUGGUAGAAAAGAAUUCUAAAAACCGUAUGUAAUCAUUUCUGUUUGGGGGGUAAGUUAAUGUUUUGUCUCCCUGAGGAGUAUGGAGAGCAAACAGAUUUUAGGGGUUUAAAUAAUAUUUUAAAAUUGUAAAUGGGAUUUUUUUUAUUUACCCAGGCACCUAAUUACAACAAGCAUGCACAUUUUGGUGCAUUCAAGAAUGGAAAAUCAGAAUAGCAUUCUCCUGGUGGGUUUUGUUCCAUUUAAAGACAUGAAAUGAACUACACAGCCAGGAAGGUGAUAGAGAUAUAAUAAGCCACCUCUGAACCUACACCCAUCUCUUCGUGGUUUAGACUUACUAAAAUCAAUGUAAGGUGAUUUCAUCUGCAGGUCGAGUGAAGCCUUUUAAAUUAAGGCAUCACAGGUGCAGCUUCUCCACCUUAAUGACUGGAUAGUGAUUCUCCCACCAUUUCUUUAUCUGGUGAUAAUAUGCUGCGUAUUCAAAUCUUUUGUAGUUAUUUACCCUCAAAAUAGUUGAUAUUUUGAUGUUUCUGGUGGUUUUCAUGGCUUCAUUUUAUGUAAUUAUUUAGUAAGUUAACUUCCACUAGAAACAGUUCAUGCCUCAGAACUAUUAGUCAUUCUUUAAAAAACAAAGUUGCUUGUUACUUGUUCUUUGUGUUUUAGGUGCAGCUCAGUGGAAGAUGAUGACAACCAGAAGACAUGAGCUCAGAUCUGCAUUCCUACUACUCUGCUUUACUUGUACUUCCUCAUCAUUCAUAAGCAGAAAGCUAAAAGAACUCUGAAGUGAAACAAAGUAAUUAAAAUUUAGGCCAAACAUUUAAAUACUGGAGAUACAAAACCAUAUCAUCAAAUUUGUAAUUUCCCUCCUUUAGUUAUGACACCAUUAACAAUUGGGCUCCACUAUGAGUAUACUUUUAAUAGUGUGUUAGUGCCAGCAUAAAUUCAUGGCUGUUUUUUACAUGUCAGUGAUAUACACAAAAUUGACAGUAUAAUGUUUUUCAGUUACUUUGAGAUAUUGUGGAUUUCUUACUUUUUCUUCUUCUGUAUAUAGGGUAAGGGACUGUUCUUCUGAAGAAUCUUUCCAUUUAGUGGUCAAGAUACAGAAGCUGGUCUCUGAAAGUGCUCACUGUGUAUCCCAAUUGUCCUUGGUAGCAUUUGAAUUGUAACUUGGAUUUAAACAACUUAUGUUCCCAAAUGACUUAUGGGUAAGCUCAAUAAAGAAGCCUCUUGGUAACA
Molecule: messenger RNA, 6218 nt
Organism: Dipodomys ordii (Ord's kangaroo rat)
Lineage: Eukaryota; Metazoa; Chordata; Mammalia; Rodentia; Heteromyidae
Gene: Prp4k
Product: pre-mRNA processing factor 4B
Exons: 16
Coding region: 163-3192 (1009 amino acids)
Biological process (GO): peptidyl-serine phosphorylation; mRNA cis splicing, via spliceosome; peptidyl-threonine phosphorylation
Molecular function (GO): protein serine/threonine kinase activity; ATP binding
Source: RefSeq, a predicted model, not a curated record